AUGACCGACUGUCUUGGUAGCGAUGUUCAUCUCACGUCCAUGCACACUGACAUCACUGCCGAAGACUUUGCUGCACUCUUUUUCGAGAAGUGGUACUGUGAGAAUGGUCUCCCCUUAGACAUUGUGUCCGACUGCGACCACCUCUUCAUCAGCCAGUUCUGGAAAGCCCUCCAUAAGCUCUCUGGAAUCAAGCUUCGCAUGUCCACCUCUUACCACCCCGAGACUGAUGGUUCCAAAAAUGAUGGGCAAUUCAACAAUGGCAAGUUUUUCAAUGCAAUCAUUGAACUGUUGUCUGAUAAAGAGGACAAGAACACUCAGGAGACUCUGACAUGGUGGAAUGAGCAAGUAUUUGGGAAGAAAGAGGCAACAUCAACAGUCACUGAGCCUGCUGCAACUAGCGUCACCCAAAUCAAAGCUCAAUGUGCAGCAUGGCAUGCAGCAAAUGCUGCAAACCCUGUUUCCGGUCGUUCAAUGUCUACUACUGCUGUAUCGAUGCUUAAUAGGCCUGCAUCACAUCCUCCUGAACUACUGCAACACCGCAAUUCUCUGUCCCAAUCUCCCACACCAUCUACUCGUACUGCACUCUCUCAGCCCUGGGUGAAAGCGUACUAG
Molecule: messenger RNA, 612 nt
Organism: Sparassis crispa
Lineage: Eukaryota; Fungi; Basidiomycota; Agaricomycetes; Polyporales; Sparassidaceae
Exons: 4
Coding region: 1-612 (203 amino acids)
Molecular function (GO): nucleic acid binding
Source: RefSeq, a predicted model, not a curated record